AUGAACGGUCACCAUGCAGAAUGUCACCGAAGUCACUCUGUUUGUACUGAAGGGCUUCACAGACAAGCCUGACCUGCAGAUCUUCCUGUUUUCCCUGUUUCUAGUGAUCUACCUGUUUACUCUGAUGGGAAAUUUAGGACUAGUUGUGUUGGUCACCGGGGGUUCCCGGAUCCACAACCCCAUGUACUAUUUUCUGAGUCUGUUAUCAUGCGUGGAUGCCAGCCUUUCCUCAGUAAUUAUCCCAAAUAUGUUAGUAGAUUUUAUGUCAAAAAAUAAAGUCAUUACAUUCUUUGAAUGUGCAGCCCAGAUGUUUCUCAUUGUUACUUUAGGGACCACAGAAUGCUUCCUCUUGGCCGCAAUGGCAUAUGAUCGCUACGUUGCAAUCUACAAGCCCCUCCUGUAUUCAGUGCGCAUGGCACCCAGGGUCUAUGUGCCACUCAUCACUGCUUCCUAUGUUGGUGGCAUUGUGAAUGCUUCUGUGCACUCAGUGGCCACAUUUAGCCUGUCCUUCUGUGAGUCCAAUCAAAUUAGACACGCCUUUUGUGACAUCCCCCCUCUCCUCGCUCUUUCUAGCUCUGACACUCGCACAAACCAGCUUCUACUCUUCUCCUUCGUGGGCUCUGUUGAGGUAGUCACUAUCCUGAUUAAUCUGAUCUCCUAUGGCUUCAUUCUGCUGGCCAUCCUGAGGGUGCAUUCUGCCGAAGGGAGGAGGAAAGCCUUUUCUACGUGUGUUCACCUAACUGCAGUGUCAAUUUACCAUGGAACCAUCCUCUUCAUGUACGUGAGACCGAGUUCCAGCUACGCCUUGGACCAUGACAUGAUAGUGUCUGUAUUUUACAGCAUCGUGAUUCCCAUGCUGAAUCCAAUCAUUUAUAGUUUAAGGAACAAAGAUGUUAAAGAGGCCAUGAAGAGAGUGUUUGGGAAACUUUGGUUUAUCAAUAAAGUGUAUUUUUCAAAUUAA
This is a messenger RNA of Vicugna pacos (alpaca), 961 nucleotides long. The record is from RefSeq and is a predicted model, not a curated record. NCBI's taxonomy places the organism in Eukaryota, Metazoa, Chordata, Mammalia, Artiodactyla, Camelidae.